AUGUCGACGCUACUGUCCCUGCCUGGACUCAUCAACCUAGGUCUCUCGCUCCUCAUCCCGCCGCUCGGUGUGCUCCUGCUCAUCCCACUCGCCGUCGUGCUGAACGUGUACCACUGGGCAACUCUCGCCGCGCGCUGGCUGCUGCUGCGUGCGCCGUCACCCGCGCUCUCCUGGCGCUACUCCUCGCGCGAUAAGGUUGUUGUCAUCACCGGAGCAUCGUCAGGCAUUGGUGAGGUUGUCGUCAUCACUGGCGCAUCAUCAGGCAUUGGAGAGUAUAUGGCGCGUGAGUAUGCGCGCAAGGGCGCGGCGCUGGUGCUGGCGGCGCGCAGGGAGCACCGCCUGCGCGCCGUCGCAGAGGAGUGCAUGCGCCUGGGCGCUGCUGACGUGGCGGUGCAGCGCGCUGACAUGUCCACGGAGGAAGGGUGCCACGCGGUGGUCAACGCUGCCGUGGAGCACUACGGGCGAAUCAACGUGCUGGUGUGCAAUGCAGGCACGGCGCACCCGGGGCUGUUUGAGGACUCGCAGGACCCCACCACCUCCCGAAGCAGCAUGGACAUAGACUUCUGGGGCAACGUGUGGCCGACGGUGUUUGCGAUGCCGUACCUGCGCAGGAGCCACGGGCAGGUGGUGGUGACGGCGUCAGUGGCAGCUUACCUCACGUACCCGCGCCAGUCCAUGUACAAUGCUGCCAAGGCGGCCAUAGUGCAGUUCUACGCCACGCUGCGAGCGGAGGUGCAUCCGGAGGAGCUGGCCAUCACCGUCGCCAUGCCUGGCUUCGUGCACUCCGAACUCACCUCCCGCGCCGACGCCUCUACGCACAUCCCCUGGUGGUGGCCCAUGCUCUCCACCCCCGAGGCCGCGCGCAUCAUCGUGCGCACCGCGGAGCUGCGUCAGCGCCACGUCAUUGUGCCCUUCUGGUACAGCGCGUGGCUGCUGUACCGCCUGUUCGCCGCGCAGGUCAUGGACUGGUCGCAGCGCGUCAUGCUGCUGGGGCGCGCGCCGUCGCGGUUCGUGAAGGGCGCGCUGGCGGCGGCGGUGGGGGAAGAAGGGGCGGAGUGGCUGUUCCGCAGUGUGGCCGCGAUGCCCGUGAAGGGGAAGGGCAAGGUGGAAUGA
This is a messenger RNA of Closterium sp. Yama58-4, 1113 nucleotides long. The record is from the annotation of a GenBank genome assembly. Lineage: Eukaryota; Viridiplantae; Streptophyta; Zygnematophyceae; Desmidiales; Closteriaceae.